AUGGAUACAAACAUUUUUACUAAAUAUAAUCAAUUAUCAAGUUUUGCAUGUGAACAUUGGGCAUUAUUAUUUCAUGAUAUUGAAUAUGAAACGUGUCAAAAAGAUCACAAUAUUUUUAUUUCAUUUGCACAUGCCCAAGUUACUUUAGUUAAUGAAAUCUAUGAUUAUCUUAAUAAAUCAAAUGAUGUUCUAUUAUUUUGUCCAACAGGUCCAAAAGUAAUAUCUCGCUUUAUAAUUAUUUCUCAUAUUUUAUCAGUAAAUACUGUUUUACAACGACGUUCAGCAAUGUGGGAUAAUUUAAAUGCAAAUGAUUAUGAUCAACGUCGUUCAUAA
Messenger RNA from Rotaria socialis, 333 nucleotides. Lineage: Eukaryota; Metazoa; Rotifera; Eurotatoria; Philodinida; Philodinidae. The record is from the annotation of a GenBank genome assembly.